Ricinus communis (castor bean) is the source of this 2280-nucleotide messenger RNA. Its product is annotated as protein LAZ1. Gene Ontology annotation, biological process: transport. The coding region runs from base 393 to 1847 and encodes 484 amino acids. The record is from RefSeq and is a predicted model, not a curated record. Gene Ontology annotation, molecular function: transporter activity. Lineage: Eukaryota; Viridiplantae; Streptophyta; Magnoliopsida; Malpighiales; Euphorbiaceae. The transcript has 9 exons.
ACUAGAAGAUCAAUGUUCAACAUUGACUAACCAUAAAAUUAAAACUUACACAUAGCUAUUAGCUCUCUCUCUAUAUAUUUCAAAUAAAUUAGUAAUCAAAUCAGGCGGUACGUGAGAGAGAGAAAGAGAGAGAUGGGUCCCUAAAGAUGAGAAAAUGGCUGUGAUAUUUCCUGGUGUCCAUACCCCAUCCGCAUAUGGAUCAUUUCGGGGCUUAAUUGGGUCCCAAAUCGAAAACACUCCCUCUCUCUCUCUCUCUCUCUCUCUCUCUCUCUCUCCGUGUCUUAAACUUCCCGUUUCCUCCAUGCUGUAACUGUAUAUAGAUACCCUGAAUAGCACACCAUUGUAGCGUUUGAAUCAGCAAAUUGUAUUUCAUUAUGUUAGCAUAGCAGCAGAUGAAGUAUCAGGAUCUUAUCACUUCGCUUUUAGCCCGUUCAACACCAUUAUGGGCAAUUCUGGUGGCAUUAGCUUUUGUGAUUCUAUCACUUUCCUUGUCAUUUUACCUUGUGUUCGAGCACCUUUCUGCUUACAAGAAUCCUGAGGAGCAAAAGUUUUUGAUUGGAGUUAUUCUAAUGGUACCUUGUUAUGCCAUAGAAUCUUUUGCCUCGCUGGUGCGUCCAUCAAUUAGUGUUUAUAUUGAGAUACUAAGGGACUGCUAUGAGUCAUUUGCCAUGUAUUGCUUUGGAAGAUACCUUGUUGCUUGCUUGGGUGGGGAAGAAAGAACAAUUGAAUUUAUGGAAAGAAAAGGACGUGCGAGUUUUAAAGCUCCCCUCCUUGAACAUGGUGAUGAUACAGGAUUUGUAAAGCAUCCUUUUCCAAUGAAUUACAUCUUAAAACCUUGGAGACUCGGCCGAUGGUUUUAUCAAGUUGUCAAGUUUGGGAUUGUUCAAUAUAUGCUAUUCAAGUCUCUGAGUGCAAUAUUAGCAGUAAUUCUUGAAGCCUUCAAUGUCUAUUGUGAAGGGGAAUUUAAAGUGGCAUGUGGGUAUCCCUACAUUGCAGUGGUUCUAAAUUUCAGCCAGUCCUGGGCUUUGUACUGUUUAGUUCAAUUUUAUACUGCUACACACGAUGAACUGGCACGUAUAAAACCAUUAUACAAGUUCCUGACAUUUAAAUCAAUUGUGUUUUUGACUUGGUGGCAAGGAGUGGCGAUUGCUCUAUUCUACUCUCUUGGUUUAUUCAAAAGUGCUCUAGCAGACGGUUUGCAUAAGUCGACUGUCCAAGACUUCAUCAUCUGCAUAGAGAUGGGCAUUGCUUCUGUUGUUCAUCUAUAUGUGUUCCCUGCAAAGCCUUAUGAGCUGAUGGGUGACCGUGUUCCUGGAAGUGUUUCAGUUCUUGGAGAUUAUGCAUCUGUUGAUUGCCCUCUUGAUCCAGAUGAGGUUAGAGAUAGUGAAAGACCCACGAAGUUACGCCUUCCUCAGCCUGACAUUGAUAUCAAGAGUGGGAUGACCAUCAAAGAAAGUGUUCGGGAUGUUGUUGUUGGUGGCGGUGGAUUUAUUAUGAAUGAUGUGAAGUUUACUGUAAACCAAGCAGUGGAGCCUAUGGAAAAGGGUAUCACAAAGUUCAAUGAGAAACUGCAUAAAAUAUCUCAAAACAUAAAGAAACAUGACAAGGACAGGAGAAGAACAAAGGACGACAGCUGCAUUGCCACUUCUUCACCAACACGGAAGGUGAUUCGCGGGAUAGAUGAUCCCCUCUUAAAUGGGAGCAUUAGUGAUAGUGGGGUGGGAAAGGGAAAGAAGAACCGGCGGAAAUCUGGAUAUACCAGUGGAGAGAGUGGGGGAGAAAGCAGCAGUGAUCAAAGCUAUGGUGGGUAUCAGAUCAGGGGCCGCAGAUGGGUCACAAAAGAUUAGACAAUUUUUUAGCAAAUUGAAUGGCCAAAUCUAAUUGGCAGGCUACAUGUGCAUAAAGAUUUUACUAUCUCACGAGGAGAUGGAAAAUUUUUGGAUCAGAUUUUUCUUGUGAAGAAAUUCUGAUGAAGCGUUAUAGGUAUUGUUAUGCUGGGGCUAUGGGAUGGAUGUUAGGCUUUCAAAAUGUUGUAUAGGGUUUUCCACAAGGCUUGCAAUUGCAAGAGUCGGAUAUAAUCAAAAUUGUUGCAUGCUGCCUUCUUUACUGAAUUUUAUUGUCAACCAUCAAUUGAUGGGAAGAUUUUUGUUCGUUGUCUAGAAGACAUGGCAAGUGUAUGUUGGCCUGCCCCUUUUGAGGCUCAUGAAUUGACCAACCUUGAUAUACAACAUUAUCAUUAGCAAUUUAUUGAUAAUUUUAUCAUAUAAGUUCUUAGUUAAA